This is a messenger RNA of Malania oleifera, 2555 nucleotides long. RefSeq names its product calcium-dependent protein kinase 26. The transcript is spliced from 9 exons. The coding region runs from base 489 to 2180 and encodes 563 amino acids. NCBI's taxonomy places the organism in Eukaryota, Viridiplantae, Streptophyta, Magnoliopsida, Santalales, Ximeniaceae. Gene Ontology annotation, cellular component: nucleus; cytoplasm. The record is from RefSeq and is a predicted model, not a curated record. Gene Ontology annotation, molecular function: calcium-dependent protein serine/threonine kinase activity; calcium/calmodulin-dependent protein kinase activity; calmodulin binding. Gene Ontology annotation, biological process: intracellular signal transduction; peptidyl-serine phosphorylation; protein autophosphorylation.
AGAAAAAAGGAAGAAAUAAUAAUAAUGGAGGAGGAAAAGGAGGAGGGAGGGAAGGGGAAGGGGAAGAGGAAGAGGUGGUCAGCAGCACAGCACUAUCCUCCGAUGUUUGUGAGCAGCAGAUAAGCCUAAUAAAAGAAAAUAUUAAUUAAAACGCCAAAAGGGCAGACAUAGAGCAACAACAGGAGGAUGAGGCUCAGAUUCACCAGCAUGGAAAUGGAUCGCCAUCACCUCUUCUUUUCUCUUCCCCAAUUCCAUACCUAGACGCUCUGUUUUCAUUUCCCAAUUUCUUCUCUCUUCCAUUUCAAUCCCAUCCUUACUUACCUCCUUUCCCAAUCCCCCAUUUCUCCAUUUCCGUCUAUCGCCGCCAGGGACAAACAACUGUUCGCUUCAUUCAAUCUCGUGUUGUGAUUCUUCAGAAAGAAAAGAAGGAAAGAUCAUUGGAUGAGGAGAAUACCGUGAUUGUUGUUUGAGGUUUAGGGAUUGUUUUUAUGGGCAACACAUGCCGUGGAUCUUUCGGAAGCAAAUUAUUUCAGGGCUACAGCCAGCCCGAAGACCACUCCGCCUCCUCCAAGCGCAACGCUUCUGACCGUUCAAGUUCCGAUUUUUCCCCCACUAGUUUGAACUCUCACCACCACAUCUCCCAGGAAUUCCCCAAGGAAAACCCCAAGAAAGAUCACAACUUUCCUGCAGUUAGCCCUUCCACAAAAAACAUCAUCAUGAGGCGAGGGGUUGAAAAUCACCCUUACUUUGUAUUGGGUCAUAAGACUCCUAACAUUCGCGAUCUGUACACAUUGGGCCGUAAAUUAGGACAAGGGCAAUUUGGCAUCACUUAUCUUUGCAAGGAAAUAUCUACAGGCAUAGAAUUUGCCUGCAAGUCUAUCUCAAAGAGGAAGUUGAUUUCAAAGGAGGAUGUCGAGGAUGUCAGGAGGGAGAUACAGAUAAUGCACCAUUUGGCAGGUCACAAGAACAUCGUGACAAUCAAGGGUGCUUAUGAAGAUCAGCACUAUGUUCAUAUUGUGAUGGAGCUUUGUGCUGGGGGUGAAUUGUUUGACCGGAUUAUUCAGAGGGGGCAUUACACUGAGAGGAAGGCAGCUGAUUUGACAAAGAUUAUUGUAGGAGUUGUUGAGGCUUGCCAUUCGCUUGGAGUCAUGCAUAGGGAUCUCAAGCCCGAGAACUUCCUGUUGGUUAACAAGGAUGACGAUUUCUCUCUCAAAGCCAUUGAUUUUGGACUCUCUGUUUUCUUCAAACCAGGUCAAGUUUUUUCUGAUGUGGUUGGAAGCCCAUAUUAUGUUGCUCCAGAGGUCCUUUGCAAGCAUUAUGGGCCAGAAGCGGAUGUGUGGACAGCAGGGGUCAUAUUAUAUAUAUUGCUUAGUGGUGUACCGCCAUUUUGGGCAGAAACUCAGCAGGGAAUAUUUGACGCCGUGUUGAAGGGAGUCAUUGACUUUGAGUCUGACCCAUGGCCCCUAAUAUCUGACAGUGCGAAGGAUCUAAUUCGGAAGAUGCUGUGUUCGCAACCUUCAGAAAGAUUAACUGCUCAUGAAGUACUGUGUCACCCAUGGAUUUGUGAAAAUGGAGUUGCUCCAGAUAGAGCAUUGGAUCCAGCUGUACUUUCUCGCCUCAAACAGUUCUCUGCAAUGAAUAAGUUGAAGAAGAUGGCUUUACGGGUAAUAGCUGAAAGCCUGUCAGAGGAGGAGAUUGCUGGUUUAAGAGAAAUGUUUACAUCAAUGGAUACUGACAGCAGUGGUGCAAUCACAUUUGAUGAACUAAAAGCUGGUUUGAGAAGAUACGGCUCUACUUUAAAGGAUACAGAAAUACGUGAUCUUAUGGAUGCAGCUGAUGUGGACAACAGUGGGACCAUUGACUAUGGGGAAUUCAUAGCUGCCACAGUUCACCUUAACAAACUUGAACGGGAGGAGCAUCUUAUUGCAGCAUUUCAAUACUUUGAUAAGGAUGGAAGUGGUUACAUAACUGUUGAUGAACUUCAACAGGCCUGUGUAGAGCAUAACAUGACUGAUGUUUUCCUUGAAGAUAUUAUCAAAGAAGUUGAUCAAGAUAAUGAUGGACGGAUAGACUAUGGUGAAUUUGUUGCCAUGAUGCAAAAAGGCAAUGGAGGACUUGGAAGACGAACUAUGCGGAACAGUCUGAACAUGAGCAUGAGGGAUGCACCAGGAGCUCAUUAGCUUCCAGUUACAUGCAUCAUGUACAGGUUGCACAGCACAGCCAAGACAGAGGAAAUUCCCAGAGUUUAAAAGAUCUGGUAGAUGUGUGGAAUUUUUUUACCCAUCUGGCUCUGAAACCUCGGCCAUGGUCGAGAUGAUUUGUGUGUUAUGGAGGCGUUUGUGCUCCAGCAUUCAUACAGUUGUGCCUUAAAAGUUGCUGUAGGAGUGAAGGUGUUGUAAGUUUUGUGGACGUUAUGGUGAGACUAAGUUGCCGGCGUUUCUUGGUAUUGUUCAGCCAUUAUUGAUGGAAAUGAAAAGUAGAUCUUCUCUUUCUUAUUCUCUUAAACUUUGGUGUAUGCUUUUAGGGUAAUGUGAAUCCAGAACAUUUUUCACUCC